This is a messenger RNA of Fusarium oxysporum Fo47, 1055 nucleotides long. Its product is annotated as glycoside hydrolase superfamily. The coding region runs from base 70 to 1029 and encodes 319 amino acids. NCBI's taxonomy places the organism in Eukaryota, Fungi, Ascomycota, Sordariomycetes, Hypocreales, Nectriaceae. The record is from RefSeq and is a predicted model, not a curated record. The transcript is spliced from 3 exons.
GACCUUUGUAGCAAUAACUUCUCUGUUUCAACACUUGGUUUCUCUUCUUGAAAUACAAGAUUGGUAACCAUGGUUACCUUCAAUCGAAUUGCCCUUACUGUUCUGGCUGUUGGUGGCUCUGCCGUAGAGGCAAAGCCUGCUGCCGCGGCUUCUUCAACCUUGUUUGAGCUCUCCGAUUUUAAGCCCGGCGUGGAAUGGGAAAUUGUCCUACACCAGCCUAUUAAGCACGAUACCGUUGCCGAUUUGAUCCCGUCCAAAGCCAAAGUCUGGGACAUUGAUAUGGGACAUGGCCGCGAUUAUCCAGAGAUGAUUCCCCUGCUCAAGGGUGCUGGAAAGUUCGUGAUCUGCUACUUCAACGCCGGAGCUCUUCAGUCAUGGGACAAGGAUAUCAAACAAUUUCCCAAGGCCGUUAUUGGUCAUUCCUUGGCCUAUCCUUAUGACAGUGAGGAGUGGUACCUCGACAUCCGUGACUCAACUGUGCUCAAGCUUCAGAAAGCACGCCUUGACGUUGCUGCAAAGAUUGGAUGCGAUGCAGUGGACCCUGACAACGUCGACGCUUGGCAGCAGGAUGGCGAGGACCCUACAGGCUUCAAACUGAAGCCAUCCGACUACACCAAAUACCUCAAGAACCUCGCAGAGUACGCCCACUCAAUCAAGACCAAGGAUGGUAACCGUCUUCUCGUGGGCCAGAAGAAUGCACCCGAAAUUUCUGAGGACCUUGUCUCAACCCUUGACUUCGCUGUUCUCGAGUCCUGCCGCGGCACUACGGAUCCUGACGAGGAGAACUGGCCAUUCUGUGAGGACUUCCAAACCUACAUCGACGCUGGCAAGCCCGUACUCCAGAUAGAGUAUCCUCCUUCUGUUGAGAAAACCGGUAAGCUCAGCUCGUCCGACAAUACAUACUACUGCACCCCCAAGGACGAGGAUAAGGGUUUCAGCAAAAUCUUGAAGUGGGCUUCUGCUCAACUUGACGGUUGGGGUCAGUUCUGUGGCGAGGAUCCUUUCCGCACUCCUGUCAUCAAUGAGUAGAGCCAUUCAUGGACAAGAAGGUUUUC